Rotaria socialis is the source of this 318-nucleotide messenger RNA. The record is from the annotation of a GenBank genome assembly. NCBI's taxonomy places the organism in Eukaryota, Metazoa, Rotifera, Eurotatoria, Philodinida, Philodinidae.
AUGGGAUUCGGUAUCGGAUUGAUUCACCUGGGAAUAAUAGCAGUUCAAAUUGAAACGCUAUUAUGCAAAUCGAUACUGAUAUCUUUAAUCUAUGUUGCACCAACAACUAAGAUUGAUAUGAAUAUCUUCCAAGAACUAUACAACAUCAACAACAACUGCAUUAUUGUAGGUGAUCUCAAUGCAAAAUUAUCUGAAAUGGGACCAAUGAAGACAAAUGCAAGAGGAAAACAGUUGCAAGAACUACUUAAUGAAGGUCUUAUCGAAUGUGUCAACGAUGAUAGUACAACAUUUGAAAAAAUGAAUAUGAAGCCAAAUUAG